AUGAAUAUUCUGCCAAAGAAAAGAUGGCAUGUCCGGACGAAAGAGAAUAUUGCUCGAGUGAGAAAGGAUGAAGCUGAGUUCGAAGAUAAAAAGUUACAAGACGAAUUCCGUUCUUUGAUUGCGGACCAAGAGGCCAGAACAGAUGCACUCCGAAAGCGUGCCCGGUCGUCACUUGGUCUCCCAAGUGGUUCGGCUAUCGAAAAACACUCAGUUCUGCUAUCCGAUCGUUCCACAAGUUUGAUACAAGGAAAUAAAGAGUAUGAAACUGAAAAGAAAGCAGAGAAGGAGGCAGCCGAAAAGUCAAUCGGUUUACUCACGUAUCUCGGUCAAAGUAUGUUGGACGCAGGUGGUCAAAAACCGUGGUACGAUUUACAUCCGAAACGAUUACGAUCGGACGAGGACGAGAAACUGAAAAAGAAAGAAGAAUGGGAAGCCAAAAAGAAACUUCGCGCGGAUCCACUAACACAAAUGAAUAAAGUUUCCGAGUGGUUUGAAAAAAAGAGGGAAGAGAAAUCAUUGGAAGAGGCGAAGAUGUUGAGAAGAGCUGAUUCGUGUAUCGCAGCAAUGCCUGGAUUAUUUCCCGAUGAUAUUUCCGUGCCGUCUAAAAGUACAUCCAGUUUCUUGAGCAAAUCACUACAAGAAACGUCCGCCUGUGGCUCAUCCCAACAAUCGAGCAAAAAGAAAAGCAAGCACAAACGAAAACGCAGACAUCGUUCGAAAUCCCAUCGAUCCAGUCGAUCCUCGUCCAGCUCUUCGGAUGAGAUUCCGUCUACCCGUGUUUCCGAUGCUAUUGUGCCCACACCUGGUCCCAGUUCGGUGGCGAUUGAACUGGCCAAGCGAUUAAGUAUGGACAAAUUGCGAGCUGAACGAUUGCAACGUGAGCGUAAAGAGCGCGAGCGAGCUGCGCUGGUGAUGGCAAAAGCGAUGGGUUUGUCACAGGCAUUCACAGACCCCGGGCAACCGGAAGUGCCCACGGACGAACGGGAGAUCCCAUUCAAUUCGGCCUUUAAUCCGGAAUUGUCAGCUGCUCUGGCUGCUCGUAGACAGAGACAUCGUGAAGCCCGCAGAUGGUCGUACCAAUGA
Messenger RNA from Echinostoma caproni, 1083 nucleotides. Lineage: Eukaryota; Metazoa; Platyhelminthes; Trematoda; Plagiorchiida; Echinostomatidae. The record is from the annotation of a GenBank genome assembly.